Molecule: messenger RNA, 3853 nt
Organism: Bradysia coprophila
Lineage: Eukaryota; Metazoa; Arthropoda; Insecta; Diptera; Sciaridae
Biological process (GO): regulation of mitotic spindle assembly; mRNA export from nucleus
Cellular component (GO): nuclear pore
Molecular function (GO): structural constituent of nuclear pore
Source: RefSeq, a predicted model, not a curated record
AACAAUCAGUCAAACAGCAGUCACUCUGUCAUUGGUAUUUUUUAACGAUGGAAUUGAAAAGCUGUGCUUUAAACAUAAGUUCGAUGUAGAUAAACACUAAGAAUUGUGUAAGAUCUGCAAGAAACUGUGAACAGAAUUAAAUACGAAAUUGUAGCAAUUGAUGACAUGAACUCGUUGGAGCGAAAUAAGGAAAUCUGCAAUUACCAUUUUCUCAACAACAUGAAUGUGUCGGACAAGAAUACUGCAGAAGAAACAGGAACUGUGUGGGAUGCACCUUUGUCAGCUGUAUCAACUUCACAGAACUUCGCAAUGGCUUUGGAAGUAGAUGAAGAGACGUCUCAACCAAAUCAACCUGAAUCUCUAAUCAAUCAGCCGGAACCAGUUGAAAAACGCACUGAAACGGUGGACAUUUCGGAAUAUAGAAACCAGUUAAUGGAACUUUUGAACCGAAAGGAUAAAACAAUUGAAAACUUGGCAUUCGAGCUGCAAAACAUGGAAACCAGACUACAGACAGCUGUAAACCUCAAAUUGGAUGCUCUUGCUCGCUUAGACAAAAUCGAAGGCAAAGAACAGAAACUUUUGUUUAAAGAAAAAGAAAUGAAACUGGAGGUGGAGCGUCUUAACACCACAAUUGAAAGUCUGAAGGAAGAUUUGGACAAAAAUGUAGCUGAAUUGACGGCUACCCGAAAAGAUGAGAUUUCGAUUUCUACUCAAUUCAAAAUUGAAAUGAAAGAAUUGUCGGAAAAACUGAGAAUUGCAAAUUUGAGCAUUGACGAACUAAGCGAAACAAAUGAAACUUUGAAAGCAAAAAACGACCAUUUCGAACGCAAACUACGAGAGCAAUGUGAUGCGUCUGCCAAAUUGAUGAAGUCUUACCAGAACGAAUUGAAAAGUAAAGAUGGUGAAAUUCAGACGCAUAAAGAAAAACAGUUCUAUUAUGAAGCACAAAUUGAGGAAUUGACCAAUGGAUUCCAUGAAUUGCAUAGCAUUUAUUUUGAAGAUCUCAAUGAAUAUGAAAUACUUGGAACUAGACUCCAGCAAUGCGAACUGGAUCACCAGACUGAAUUGAACGCAAUGGAUGAAUUAAUAACAAACAUGAAACAGGAGCUGAAAGAUGCAAAUUGUUUGUUGAAAGAAUUCAUGAACAGUAAUUGUGACAAGAACAAUUUAGGAGAUAUAGCUGAUGAUGCUAACGAUCUUCCAACUGUUGCUGAUCAUCCGAAGACGUUAACGGAACUUUACUCACAAUGGCGAAGCAAUGUGAAGCAGCUGCAGAGUAAAGAGGAAGAGUGCAAAAUGUUGGAGAUGGAGGUGAAACGAGUAAUUGAGAAAGUGAAAGAAAAUGCCAUCCAUUUCGACGAACAACAAAAAGAAUUGGAAAAGCUCAAAGCCGAUAAUCACAAACACAUCGAAGAGAGAAAUUGUUUCCUCGUGGAAAAAAUGGUCAGCCAGGAAGAAACAGAAGGCUGUCGUCUGCAAUGUGAGCUGUUAAAAAACGAGAAUGCUAAAUUGAAAUACUUUGGCCUAGAGUAUUUAACGAAAUUAUUUUCCAACGAUGAACCGAAUAAAACACCGAAGUCGCCGGCUGUUCACGUUGCCGGUAGACCAACGAAUAUCGUUGAAUUGAAACAACAGAACGAGAAACUACUGGCUAUAAUCAACAGUUUGAUGGAACAGCUUCAUGGAGGAAACAAUGAGUUGAACACGGUUGUCGAUGCGUUAGCUACCUCGUCAGCUUCUACUAGUUUGUGUGAUAAAAGUGUAGAGGUCUCCGAGGAUGAUCUGCCCAUGGCCAAUAGUUCUAUGCACUGUCAGUGUGGCAGUGGCAAUGCAGACCCAAAAUCACAGGCAGACAAUCUACUAAUAAUUGAAGACUUGAAACAGGACAACUUCAAACUGCAAAAUGCCAAGCGGGAACUGAGUGCAGAAAAGAAUUUGCUGCUGGCCGAGCAAAGUUUAUUCGACGUCCGCUAUAAUUUCCUCCAAAGCAAAAUUGAUUCACAGGAUAAAGAGAAAAAGAAGUACGUGAACAUCAUCGAAGAAAAUGGUCACGCCUAUAAGAAUUUGAGAGAAGAAAACGCGAACCUGUCAAUGCAACUGUCCACCGUUAAGGAUCGACUGGUUUUCGUAGAGAGCCAACAUCGUACAUUGGGUCACAUAAAAAAUGCUCUUGUGGUAGAAGUUGAAGCUGUAAAGCAAGAACGUGCCCUACUAAAGGUUGCAAACAAAACGCUUGUACACCAUCUCGAGUCUAUGAAAAAAUCGUUGGGUCGUACAAAACUCGAACUCCAGAUGCGACGGUCAGAUAGCACCGAAUGCCGGGUAAUGAUUCAGAGAUGGAGCGCUGCCAAAGCAGAGGAUCAAAGUCAUUGCAAUAUGAGUAAAAUUUCGAUGGACGAAGCUGUACAGACGGACUUUAAAAGUGAAAGCCAUCGUGGACGCGACGCUGAUAUUUGCAACGAAGCGAUGAGUCAUCUUCCAGACCCAAACAAAAAAAAUUAUUCGCAUCCACUGCAGUUGACAAGCUUAGAGCCCGGAAACACGAUUGCUGAGUCCUCUUCUCAAAGCAAUCCAUCAGACAGAUCAAGUCUCCGUAAACGAAAAUCGAAAACCGCCGCUGAAGACACCAUCUCAUCGUCCAAGAAAAGUCAACCGAAAAAGGCGCGGGUGUCAUUCGUUGAAACUGUUGACUUAUCAGAAGAAAGCGAUGAAGAGACUACCAUAGAUGUUGGUGGUGUCGAAAAGGACUUCGAUCUGCCAAACAUAAAAUUGCAAUAUGAAGCGAGAACACGAAAACAGGCCAAGUUCAUACGGGAUGCGUUCACCUGCCCAAAUCCAGAGAGCAACCUUAAGCCAGCCCAAAAGGUCUCUAACCCGAAGAAUACACGUUGUUCUGGCCGAAGUCAAUCAUCUGGCAAUGUACGGGCUUCUGUAAAUGUUAGAAGUUCGAGACGCAGUCGAUCCACUAAUUCAAAAGUUCAGAAAUCAAACGUUGAUCAACAGGAAUCCAAAGAUACCUGCGUUGUGGUUGCAGAUUGUAAGGUUGAAAAACCGAAUCGUCAGAGUAGUUCUAAACGAAGUCGGUCCCACAGCAACGUUCGAUCUAAUGCAAGAAAUGGAAUAUCAGCCCGUAGUCGAUCGACUAUUUCAACCACUGAUCAUCAGCCACCAAACGCUCGACAUCAGCAGUCAGACGUUCAUCGCCAACACCAAAUCGACAGUGAUUGCUACAUUGUACAGUCGACAACGAAUGAUUUUAAUCCGACUGGUGACGGUUCGAAUCGUAGUUGGAUUAAUGCUCGAAGAUCUCAUCGUCUUAUAAGUCGGUUCAUUCGUCUUACAAGAGCUGAUCAGCAGAAAUCAAAUGUUGAUCGUCAAAGGCCAACAGAUGGUAAUAUUUUACAGCCGAAAACGAAUCAUCGUCAAUCAAACGCUGGUCAUCAGAAGUCAAACAUUGAUCGUCAACGGUCAACCGAUGGUCAACCGAAGUCAAACAUCGAUCGUCAACAGUCAACCGAUGGUCAUGUUAAUAUUUUACAGUCGACACUGAAUGUCAUUGAUAAUGAAGAAGAAUUUUGUCCGACUGAUAAUCGAAGAUCUCGACGCCUUAUACAUCGCCAGAGCUAAUUGUCACUUUAAUGAUACAUUUAUUGUACAUCAGGACAAUGAGGUAAUCGGAUGAACAUAAUUUUUUGUUUAAGAAUUUUUCAGAAAUUGUUUACUUUAACGCGAUUUUCUUUUAUUUACGGCAUUGAAGCCGGUCAAUUUAAUGAAGAGAUAUUCACAUUUGAUAUUUGAAUAUAAUACACAUUUUGUAUGUGGAAAUUACUUGAAUUAAACCAUUUAAAACGAC